AUGGUUCCCGCACCAAGAACAGCCAUUAUCUACUAUUCGUUGUACCACCAUAUUGCGACUCUCGCUAACUCUGCCAAAGCAGGAAUUGAAUCUGCGGGAGGAGCUGCUGAUAUCUUCCAGGUUCCGGAAACCUUGCCUGACAACAUUCUCAAACUCCUCAAGGCUCCACCAAGACCAGAUGUGCCAAUUGCUACCAAUGAAACCUUGAAAGAGUACGAUGCCUUCUUGUUCGGUAUUCCUACCAGGUAUGGUAACUUCCCUGCACAAUGGAAGUCCUUCUGGGAUGGAACGGGUAGUCUCUGGGUAACUGGAGCUCUUAGAGGGAAGUAUGCUGGAGUAUUUGUCUCUACCGGUUCUCCAGGUGGAGGUCAAGAAACUACUGUAAUCAGUUCUUUAUCAACAUUGACCCACCACGGAAUUGUCUAUGUUCCAUUAGGCUAUGGCCAUCCUGGUAUCACCAGUUUCGACGAAAUUCAUGGUGGUUCUCCAUGGGGGGCCGGUACUUUUGCUAAGGCUGAUGGUUCAAGAGAAGUAACAGAACUUGAAAAAGAAAUCGCAAAGACUCAGGGACACGAUUUCUUCAAGACCAUCACCAAGUUUAAGGAAUAG
Messenger RNA from Scheffersomyces stipitis CBS 6054, 609 nucleotides. RefSeq names its product NADH:quinone oxidoreductase. The transcript has a single exon. Gene Ontology annotation, molecular function: FMN binding; NAD(P)H dehydrogenase (quinone) activity. Lineage: Eukaryota; Fungi; Ascomycota; Pichiomycetes; Serinales; Debaryomycetaceae. The record is from RefSeq and is a predicted model, not a curated record. The coding region runs from base 1 to 609 and encodes 202 amino acids.